Messenger RNA from Funneliformis mosseae, 2700 nucleotides. NCBI's taxonomy places the organism in Eukaryota, Fungi, Glomeromycota, Glomeromycetes, Glomerales, Glomeraceae. The record is from the annotation of a GenBank genome assembly.
AUGUCUCAAAACCCGCUUCAAAAUAACCAAAAUAACCUCUCUCCUACAAAUGCUGGUGGAAACCUCGCCAGACAAAACCAACUGGGAAGACCCAGACAAAAUUUUGUCAAUCCUAACUUUAGGCCUCAAGAAGUUUAUCUUGAUAAUGGAAGAACGACCUUACAAAGACCACUAGUAAAUAAUGGUAGAACAAUUAAUCCUCAAGUUAGAACCAUAAAUCCCUCAGCCAUUUCACAAUUGAGACACAACCAAAUGCUCGCUUCAAAUUAUACAUCUAUACAAGAAAGGGUGGCCGCACAAAACCAGAUCGGACUGACAAAUAGCAUGUUGUCCCAGGUUCGACCACCGUUCAAUAAUUUGUCAACUCAGGAAACUUCCGCGGAAAGCAUUAAUUCUCAGGCUGGUUCUUUACACGAUCAGUCUACUGUAAAUAGUAUAAAUCCUAAAAGUAAUAUUAGUAAUCAACCUGCAAAUAUUCAAACCGUUCAAGCAGGUCAGUCUGCAAAUAAUUCUACUAUACAGAUGAAUCAUUCUUCUGUAAAUCAAGGCAUUAUGUCUCUAAAUAUCACAACAGGUCAACAAAGACAUUCUGUAAAUAAUCUAACAUCUCAAACUAUAGUUUCAGCUAACAUAGCAGAUCAAAGCGUAGCAUCAACAUCGCAACCACAAAAUCGGCUUACUCUUGAAGAGAGAAAGAAGUUAACACAGGGAUCCAAGCAUCUAAUGCCACCUCGUAAACGGCCUCCACCCAAAAAGCCAGUUCAACCUCCAAUAGAGAAAAAACUUGUUAAAGAAUUUGUUAUAACUGGCUCGAUAAUUAACGCAAUGAAGAAAGUAAAUCUUAUGAGAUUACAUCGAGGAAAUAAUGUGUUAGAUAAGUUUCAACCCCCAGUAAAGCUUCAUCGACGAGAUCCCGAAGCACCUGCUCCGAGCGCCGGAAAUACUCGUCAAAUUGAAGUUGCCGCCGAUGUACCACCCUCAAAAAUAACACAGCAAACUGCAAUUCCUAUCACUGGUGCAGAUACUUCUAAAAUUGCACCGUUCGCCGGUGCUAGACAUAACAAGAAAAAUUUAUUCAAGAAAAGAACCACACAAAUUUAUUUGGCUGAUGAUAGGCAAAGACAGCUUAAAGCUGAAGAACGAUUACCAUGGGUAUUGGAGGACUAUGAUGGUACUCAUACAUGGGUUGGCCAUUUCGAAGAAACUGAUGCAAAAUAUGGAUUCUUGAUAAAAGAUAGACUAGAUGAUAAUAAGCUUAGAUUCCUUCCUUCGCAUCGGUGGUAUACAUUCCGUCCACAAAUUAAGUACAAGACUCUUACAAUCGAAGAAGCAGAAGAGGAGAUGGCAAGAGCUAAAAAGAGAGAUAAUGAUCGCUGGAUGAUGCGGAGGUGGGGUAAACAAAAUGAAAAGGAGAAAAAAAUAGCCGAGGAAGAAGGCGGCAUUAUUAAUCUCAAGGCUUCAUUGAGGACUGUCGAGAAUGAGGAUGAUUUAUUCGGUUCUGAUGACGAAGGAAAUGUCAAAAGACCAAGGAGAGGGAUUGAAAGCGAUGAAGAGAUGGAAUAUGAGCAGGUUUUUGAGGAUGAUGAAGAAGAAUUGCCCGAUGAUGCUAACCCUAUUGAUGAAGAAAACGCAGAAGUCGUCAAGUUAAAGAAAAGAGCCAUCCACAAACCUACGUCUCUUGAGGAUGAAGAUGAGGAAGAAGAUCCUUCUCUUAAAUUAACUCAGGAAGGAAUGCAAUUAAAGAAGUUGGUCAGAAAAUUAGAUGCCAAUGAAGCUUACGACGAUAGUGAUCAGGAAUCGAAUCCUUAUGCUAGUGAAUUUGAUGAAUCUGAAGAAGAAUCAAGUUCAGAAUCUCCUGCGAGAACUCCGGUUAUUGGAGCUGCUGGUACUAAACCCACUCCUACCGUGAAGACUGAUAAAGGCAAAUCACCUGCUAAACCUAAGACGGCCGUCAAAGCUACCGGAAAAGUGAAAGCAAUUGCGACCCCUAAACCGAAAGCGACCGCUGAAAAACCGAAAGGUAAAGCUACUGCGGCUAAAACAAAAUCAACAUUAACUAAAUCUAUUCCUCAAAGCAAGAUCAAAAGUACAACUAAAUUGUCGACUGGUGAAGAAGCACCUGUGAAAACCAAAUUUAAAAGUAGUGAUAAACCUAGCAUGAAUCAAAUUUCUGGAUCCAUGCCACAAAGGUCAUCUCUCGGAAAGAGAUCGACUAUGUACGAACCUUCAUCUGAUGAUGAUAGGCCUACUACAACUCAUAAACGGUUUAGACAAAAUGAAACUGCUAUAUCUUCAACUGCUACUUCAAAUACAAUCAGUCGUCCAGCAAGUAUGAACGUUUCUUCUACUGUACGUACAACUACUGGCGACAUUAAACGAGUUCGUGAAGUUAAGGAACCUAUACCUACCACAGGUAAGAAAGCCCGAACUGAAAAACCAAUUUCUGGUUCUCAAGCAGCGGCUCAAAGUGCUGCUCUUUCUAGCAGCUCACGUGCAGACUCCUCUAGAUUGAUCUCAGAAAGAGAAGUUCGGCAAAUAAUCAGCAAGAAUCGCGAACUUACAGUGCCCACAAUUAUCAGAACGUUCCGUAAGAGAAUCCAGGAGGAUUUACGCAAUCGGGAUCUCCUUCUCGAGAUCACUAAGAACGUAGCUGUUCUUAAGGAUGGUUGCCUCGUCUUGAAAGAUAAGUGGGGGAAAUAA